Molecule: messenger RNA, 2475 nt
Organism: Fusarium odoratissimum NRRL 54006
Lineage: Eukaryota; Fungi; Ascomycota; Sordariomycetes; Hypocreales; Nectriaceae
Exons: 3
Coding region: 1-2475 (824 amino acids)
Biological process (GO): regulation of DNA-templated transcription
Molecular function (GO): zinc ion binding; DNA-binding transcription factor activity, RNA polymerase II-specific
Source: RefSeq, a predicted model, not a curated record
AUGCACAGAUCUCCAUCCGUGGAGCGGCUUUCGAAGGCAGAGUCAGGCACAUCGGAACAGCCUCAGUAUUCUUCCAACAACUUCUCAACCUGGCUCAACCUUCCUGAUGAAAGACCUGCGUAUAUCCAGUCUUAUGUUACAAAUAACUACCAGGUUACACCCGAUAACAGUUCUGCAUAUGUCCCGUAUAGUAUAACGAACUACCAAACCUCAUCUCCGCCAAAAGCGCAACUUCUGGGCUAUCCACCUCCCCUACCUGCGCCUCCCGCGCCUUCUGCAGCCCAGAAUACCUUUAUCACUCUCCGAUCUCUACCUCAACGCCAACUUGAUAACUACAAAAUUAUUGACCAUGUCGAUGAUGUGCUUAGAAAAAGCCGCAGGCCAUCAACUCAGGAAAUUACGUAUACCCCGUCUUAUGUUUCGGAUUACUACCAGGUUACACCCGAUAACAGUUCUGCAUAUAUCCCGUGUAGUAUAACGAACUACCAAACCUCACAUCCGCCAAAAGCGCAACUUCUGGACUAUCCACCUUCCCUACCUGCGCCUCCCGCGCCUUCUGCAGCCUAUGGACCUCCUCCGGCCCCUCCCUACCCAGUUUACGAGUCCCACCUAAGGAAUAAUCCUGCCCCGCGACUGAGAGUCUAUAAACCUGGCCCCCGACAGAGAGUCUCGAUCGCCUGCAGAGCCUGCAGAUAUUGCCGGAGGCGAAGGAUCAGGUGUAGUGGUCGGCCAGAUGCCAUUGGUGGUAAAUGUAAUAAUUGCGAAAGAAAGAAAGAAGACUGCAUAUCCGCCGAGACAUCACAUUCCGCAGCCUUUAUCCCUGUUAAUGCUAUGCCUGGGCCUACAUCAGAGGGCGGCAGUGUUUACGAUCCCAUUAGCCAAUCGCCGUGUAUUCCGGUUCCGUCCCCAAGCCGACAAGUCGGCAGUCCUGGUACCUAUACUCAACAAUCACAGCAAUCUGGUCAGCCUCUCAAGACUCAAGAGGCAUAUGCAGGUUUGAACACGACUCGCCAGCAACCUUUCAAUCCUCGGAUAGAUCUUAAAACACCCGCACAAACUCUGCAGACUGAACUGGGACAUAGGGACGAUCAAUCUGAGACAUAUGGGCCAUCGUUCAGCUUUCAUAGACUUCAGCAAGCUUUAGAGUCACAAAACGAUGCUUCUGACCCCUACCAACAUUCGCUGAUUCAGGAUCUCAAAGUCCUUGAAAGUUUCGCCCCUGGAGCUCUGGCAAAGUCACUGGCAAUCAGACAAGACCUUGAGCGGCAAAUUAAUUUGAUAGGGCAGAAGUCUGGAGACGACGUCCGGUCUAAGCUGGAGGAAGAAACUAAAGUUCUACAAGAAUCUAGUACUGAGCUACCUGAUGCAUCAGGGUUAAGAUUAAGAGCUCGUGCUCCUUCAUCCUCCCCGACUGUAUCAUCCGACGUGGACGUGGUUUCAGUCUCUGAAGAUUCAGAAGGAACGUGUCAGCUAGAUAGGAACACACAAGGGUUCCGCAUCUUCGGCCGAGUGUUUCGCCGUCUUGCCGUUCUCGGUCAGCAGGAUGUCAUGGCGAGGGGUGAAUCGAGCGGCAGUAGCUCAAAAGGAAAGCAAGUUGCACAAGGCGGGUCUUCAAGCUCCUCUGGUACGAGGGAUGGAACAAGCUCAACACGUGGACGGAAGAACCAACGGCAAGACGACGACCAUGGAGAUGAAGGCAGAGACAAAAGGAAUGAGCCACCUCAGAAGAGGGGCAAGACAAGUCAAUCGCAGUGCGAAGGGCGGUCGCAGUUUCUAGCAUGCCCAUACUGGAAGUUAGAUCCGGAAAGGUAUUGGGAUUGCUUCAUGAAGAAGAACGAUACUAUUGCACACUUGAAACAACACUUGACGCGCCGACAUACACCCAAGUAUUAUUGUCAGAUCUGCUACGAAACGUUCAAGGACUUCGAUCCAUUUGAUUCGCAUGUAUUGAGAAGGUCAUGUAUAAGGGGCCCAUCAGCAAAGCUGGAAGGCAUAUCUCAGCAACAAAAGAACCAGCUAUCACUGAAGAGUAAAGGCUCAGUUGAACAACAAUGGUAUACCGUAUGGUCAAUCCUCUUUCCCGAUAUAGACCCCCCUUCUACCAUUUUCAUUCAUUCGACACAAUCGGAAGACUUUUGCCGUAUGCAAGAGUUUGCCCAACGAGAAGGAGUUGCUAUUAUGUUGGAGGAGCUGGACUCUAGUGGACUUGUAAUCCGACCUGAUGCAUCCAGCCAACAGCUACAAUCGACAGUACAGAGAGCUAUGGUGUCGAUAUUCAGAAACUACUGGAACAGACGCGAACCCAAUUUCGAACAGGCUGAAGAGCCAAAUCUAAUCCAUGGUAGUGGAUCGGCCCCUGGGAACUCACUUCAACAACAGUCUACUCUAGAAAACCAAGUCGAGCAGCAGUACAUGGCCCCAACUACCAACGGUGACUCCAUGGCUUUCCAGAGAGGCUGUCCAAGAUCACAUUGA